AUGCCCAACCUUCACGGUUUCCUUCUUCUUCUUUUGAUGCGGAUGCUGCUGCUGCUGCUGCUGGUGAUACAAGUUACUACACAUGGUCAAAAUGGACGAUUACCCAAUACAUCUGUCAUAUCUAACAACUUCUCAUUACUACAGCUGAUACACGGUUUUGAGGACGCCCCCAGAAAGCUGAUUGAUCAUCUCUCAGAGUCAUAUGAUAAUCAGGCAGCUAAAUCAUUCUUCUUGGCUGGCUGGUGCGGCGAAGGUGUAGGAGCCUCUGCUGUUCUUAAGGCCACAGCCAAACUCCUGAAAUCGAGAAGAAGUGACCCUGACAGAAGAAAGCAUUUUGGCAAAAUUAUCCAUGUAGACUGCUCUCUAUGGAAAAGUGGAAGAUCCUUGCAGAGGGCAAUCGUGGAGGAGUUAAAUCUUGGCCAUUUACUGCCCAUGUUUGAUAAGGAGGAUGAGGAUGAUGAUUUUAGAGGGAUAAAGAUCGGCUCUAGACUAGAGAUACCACGCAUCGGAAGUGAGAUCAACGCUUCUCUAAGAAAUGAAAGAUUUCUGAUGAUUUUUCAUUAUGGGGGAGAAGAAGUCAUUGAUCUAGCAGAGUUUGGCAUUCCUAAUCCUGAAUUUGGGACAUAUGCUUUAGGGCAACUGUUAUGGAGUGGUUAUGGAAGAUUUCAACUCUCAGAGAGAAAAGACAAGUUAAAGUUAAGUUCUGCAUAUUUCAAAGUAAUUCGUUUAUCUCAUGUGGGCAACCUAAACGUGGAUGGUAUAUUGCUUCAUUCAUUGCGGGAAGAAGCCGCUGAAGUGAUUGGUUUCACCGGCUUGGAUGACAUCAACCCAACAAUAGUUUUGGAUUGCUUCUCGUACUCACUGUUCCUGACAGAGCAACUACGCGGAAUGCCUAGAAGCAUCUAUGAUAUCGAUGCACAGGCCGAGCUUAAGAAAAGAUUCCAGAAUCUGAAAAUAAGAAAGCCAAUACUCGGAAAACCUUUCAGUCUUGACUUUGCUUGGGAUACGCAUGUUUGCAACUACUGGAUAUGUGAUGGGGUCCUUCAAGGGGACAGAGCCUACGAGGUUGGCAGUGCAUUGUAUGAAGUGAUACUUCGGAUGUUGUGUUAUCCAUCUAACAGAACACAACUAUUGACACGUUGUUUCGAUCAACAAAGAUUUAACCGCUGGAUUUUAAUCUCCUCCAACCAACUAGGGGCACAAGAUAUCUCAACUAUUCCUGUCAUUACAUCAUCAUGUUUCCUAACAUCGGGGGGAGAUUCUCAACUACAACUACCAAAUGACCUUUUUGUAUUAGCCAGCAACCUCCACGUGCUAAAACUCUGCAAGUGCAGCUUUGAUUUUGUAUCCCCUCCUUUCCGAUCUUGUCACAACCUAAGAUUCCUUUGUCUUCACCAUUGCACAAAUACAAGGGAGGAUCAAGGUGGAGGGCCAUGUUUCCCAGAUCUGUUGGUGCUUGACAUACGCUUCACGGAGUUUGUCUUGCUGUCAAAGAUGAUAGAUUUGAUGACCAAUCUUAGGGAGGUAAAUACCAAGGGUGUCUCGUGGAGGUAUGUAAGUCAAGCAUGGGAAAAGCUACAGAACAUUCACAAGCUCCGGGUAACCGAAUCCUCAGAUGUGAUCAUGAUGGACACAUGCUCUUCAGUAGAUAUGAUGAAUAUGGAGCUCCUUGACUUGUCUGGUAACGUUCAUUUGGCAUCAUUGCCGGAAAUGACAACGGCACGGUACUUGAAGAUGCUAGUUCUUGAUGGUUGUUCCAGCUUGCAGCAGGUUGUAUUCGGAGGAGCCCCUCCACUGCUCGAGAGUUUUAGCUUCGAUGGUUAUGGCCCAGCAGAGAAGUGGAUACAUCCCAUACAAUUGCCAGAAAAAGAACUGCGUCCCAAGUCCCGCAACGUCCCAGAAGCCAAGGUGAGAAGGAUCUCCCUAGAGGGUUGUGCUCGAUUGUGCAACGUGUUCUUGCAUGCAUUGCCCAAUCUUGAGGAGCUGGACCUUUCUAGCACAGCCAUUAAAACACUUGACCUCGGUGCAAUGGAUGUUGCACGGCUCAAGAAGUUAUUCAUGUUGGGUUGUGAGCAACUCCGUAGCCUACUCUGGGAUGGAAGAAACCCUUCACUGGAAGUUCUACAUGUAGACACUCGUGGGAAGACGAGACCAAUGAUCCACUGUGGAGAACAGAGGCCCUCUGUCUUUGAGGCACACAUGGCUUUUACAGAUGGAAGGUUCAUUUGGUCUGUCAUAAAGGGACUCGAUCGGUAUGACCCCAAGGUGCACCUCCAUAUUUCUACUAUGAUCCAGAGCCAAGUCAACAUCACCAAAAGUAUUGAGGAUAUUGGCACUACCCUAGAGGGUUUGGUUCCCGUAGGGCCCUUCUUACCUUACGUAGAUAUUGUCAUUAACAAGGACACUGUCACACCUUCUUCCUUGGUGUGGGACCACCGACGACUUUAUCCUUUGAGUAUCCAUAUAGAGAUUGGUGAAGGAAGCCACCAUUUAGAGAGUAUGAAUGUCAAUGCAAAUUUCAGAAAUUUCAUAGAGUAUAGAGUGAAAUCAUUGCAUGUGCAUGACAAUAUCUCAAUCACAGCUAACCUUCCAGCGUCAAGAACAUCAUGGCUGCAUUUAGAAUGGUGUCAUGUUGAGAGGUGCCCCAACCUUCACACCCUCUUCCCAAGUUGGGCUGGAAAUGAAAGCUUUAGUAGAAUAAGGGUAUUUUCUGCAUCUGAUCUCCUGAUGGCCUAUUGCAUCUGGGGUAGAGAUAUUACAUUAGACUUCUACAGCUUUCGAUACCUACAACACGUAUACUUGCACAACUGUCCUAGGCUGGUGUUUGUCCUCCCUAUUUCCUACCCAAUGCCAAACUUAGAGACCAUUCAGAUCGUAUACUGCCAAAAUCUCCAACAUGUUUUCCCACUGGCCACCAAUGAGCGCGCUCAAGAGAUAGCAUCUGGUGUCACAUUAGAGAAGCUAAAGCACAUCAGGCUAUAUCAUCUCCACAGGCUAGAGCAGAUAUGCGGGGUCAAAUCACUGGUCGUGCCGGUGCUGGAGACAAUCACCCUCAAGGACUGUUGGGGCCUGAGACGGGUACCAACCGUGUCGCGCCAAGGCCCCAAGCCGGUGGUGGACUGCGAGAAGGAUUGGUGGGAUAGGCUCGAGUGGGACGGCCCCGAGGCCGACCAUGAACCAUCGCUUUUUGAGACGCGCCACUCGGCUUACUACAAGAAGACCCUCCCGAGGAUCUCCGUUCUGAGUUUGUCGGUGUUUGGCUUUUAA
This is a messenger RNA of Triticum turgidum subsp. durum (durum wheat), 3267 nucleotides long. NCBI's taxonomy places the organism in Eukaryota, Viridiplantae, Streptophyta, Magnoliopsida, Poales, Poaceae. The record is from the annotation of a GenBank genome assembly.